Molecule: messenger RNA, 1605 nt
Organism: Oreochromis aureus
Lineage: Eukaryota; Metazoa; Chordata; Actinopteri; Cichliformes; Cichlidae
Product: tubulin alpha chain-like
Exons: 4
Coding region: 125-1474 (449 amino acids)
Biological process (GO): microtubule cytoskeleton organization; mitotic cell cycle
Cellular component (GO): cytoplasm; microtubule
Molecular function (GO): structural constituent of cytoskeleton; GTP binding
Source: RefSeq, a predicted model, not a curated record
AACCUUCGGUUUGGCCACGCCCCGUCAAAAAAGUAUAAAUAAGACCGGCUGCUCUUCCGCUCUUCAGUCCUGCCUUCAGCAACCGAUUCUUCAACGUCGGGUCGAAGGAGAAAACAGCACAAAAAUGCGUGAGUGUAUUUCAAUGCACGUCGGCCAGGCCGGAGCCCAAAUGGGCAAUGCAUGCUGGGAGCUGUACUGCCUGGAGCACGGCAUCCAGCCGGACGGUCAAAUGCCCAGUGACAAAACUAUCGGAGGAGGCGACGACUCCUUCAACACCUUCUUCAGUGAGACUGGCGCUGGCAAACAUGUUCCCAGAGCAAUCUUUGUGGACUUGGAGCCGACAGUCAUCGAUGAAGUCCGUACAGGAACCUACCGCCAGCUUUUCCACCCCGAGCAGCUCAUCACUGGAAAGGAAGAUGCAGCCAACAACUAUGCCCGUGGUCACUACACAGUGGGUAAAGAGAUCAUUGACCUGGUUCUUGACAGGACUCGCAAACUGGCUGACCAGUGCACAGGGCUGCAGGGUUUCCUCAUCUUCCACUCAUUCGGCGGAGGAACCGGCUCCGGUUUCACCUCUCUGCUCAUGGAGCGUCUCUCCGUUGACUACGGCAAGAAGUCUAAGUUGGAGUUUGCAGUUUACCCAGCUCCUCAAGUGUCCACAGCCGUGGUGGAGCCCUACAACUCCAUCCUGACCACCCACACCACCCUGGAGCACUCCGACUGUGCCUUCAUGGUGGACAACGAAGCCAUCUAUGACAUCUGCCGCAGGAACCUGGACAUUGAGCGUCCCACCUACACCAACCUCAACAGGCUGAUUGGUCAGAUUGUCUCCUCCAUCACCGCUUCCCUUCGCUUCGACGGAGCCUUGAACGUGGACCUGACAGAGUUCCAGACCAACCUGGUGCCCUACCCUCGCAUCCACUUCCCUCUGGCCACCUAUGCCCCUGUUAUCUCAGCAGAGAAGGCCUAUCACGAGCAGCUCACCGUGGCUGAUAUCACCAAUGCCUGUUUUGAGCCAGCCAAUCAGAUGGUGAAGUGUGACCCUCGCCAUGGAAAGUACAUGGCCUGCUGCCUCCUGUACCGUGGUGAUGUGGUGCCCAAAGAUGUCAAUUCAGCCAUUGCCACCAUCAAGACAAAGCGCAGCAUUCAGUUUGUGGACUGGUGUCCUACAGGCUUCAAGGUGGGCAUCAACUACCAGCCCCCCACUGUGGUUCCUGGAGGAGACCUGGCCAAGGUGCAGAGAGCCGUGUGCAUGCUGAGCAACACCACCGCCAUCGCAGAGGCCUGGGCUCGACUUGACCACAAGUUCGAUCUGAUGUACGCCAAGAGGGCCUUCGUCCACUGGUAUGUGGGAGAGGGAAUGGAGGAGGGAGAGUUCUCAGAGGCCAGAGAGGACAUGGCUGCCCUGGAGAAGGAUUAUGAGGAGGUGGGAACCGACAGUGUUGGAGAGGAGGACGAGGGCGAGGAGUACUAGGCUGCUGGAAGGUCCAUCUGCUGAUUGCUGUAGACCAGUGUUUGCAAAGCAAUAUUGGACUUGUACCUUAAGUUCUGCACAUUCCAGCCAGCAAUGCAUUUGUUCCAAAUAAAACCAUGAUAAUAAAGUUA